AUGGUUCGUCCAUUUCCUUACCCUAUAACAGACCAUUUCCAAUCCCUUCCGUUAAGCAUUGGCAUUUUCGUGUCCGUGUUUGCUCUCGUUGCACUAUGUGCAAGGCACGGCACCACAAGAUCUCCAAGGUCAUCGAAUAGGUACGACAACAACAAUCUAUACGAGGAGAAGGGCGCAAAGAAAACAUCCAAUGCAUCUACGACGAUAAGUUUGAAGACACCACCAAGGUCUCCCUUGGCCAACCCUAAGAAACUCUUGUCAAACAUAAGCAACAUCAAGACGUACAAUAAAAACAACGAUGAUUGCAAGGAAAUUGACCAAAAGGAAGGGUUCGGCGAAGGAGGGUUAUGGCAAAAGGAAAUUCUAAUGGGAGAAAAAUGUCAACCUCUUGAAUUUUCAGGCGUGAUAUAUUAUGAUAAUUAUGGGACUAAAAUUUCGCAACCUCCGCCGAGGUCUCCUAGAGCUAGCGUUGCUAGUAGUUGGCAAGGGAGCAUGUCAUCAUUCCCGGCUUCAAGUCGAUCUAGCUCGGACACUAAUAAUUAA
Messenger RNA from Chenopodium quinoa (quinoa), 543 nucleotides. RefSeq lists its product as uncharacterized. The record is from RefSeq and is a predicted model, not a curated record. NCBI's taxonomy places the organism in Eukaryota, Viridiplantae, Streptophyta, Magnoliopsida, Caryophyllales, Amaranthaceae. Bases 1 to 543 code for a protein of 180 amino acids. The transcript has a single exon.